Molecule: messenger RNA, 912 nt
Organism: Clonostachys rhizophaga
Lineage: Eukaryota; Fungi; Ascomycota; Sordariomycetes; Hypocreales; Bionectriaceae
Source: the annotation of a GenBank genome assembly
AUGUCUCCCUCGGCAAGCACAGGAGGCGAGAGAGAGUCUAAUCUCGCCAGAGUCCUGGGAUCUGGUUCUGCUGGUAUUGCUGAAUUGGCUGUUUUCCACCCUGUUGACACCAUUGCGAAGCGAUUGAUGAGCAACCAGACCAAAGUCGCUAGCGCAGCUCAAUUGAACCAAGUUAUCUUCAAGCAACAGGCCGCUGCCCCUCUUACGACCAAGUUUGUCUCGCUUUUCCCUGGCCUGGGAUAUGCCGCGGGUUACAAGGUUCUCCAGCGAAUUUACAAAUAUGGCGGCCAGCCCGUGGCCCGUGAUUUCCUCACCCAACACUAUGGCAAGGAUUUCGAGUCUGCCUUUGGCAAGAAGACCGGCAAGGCCAUUCUGCAUUCGACUGCUGGCAGUUUGAUUGGAAUUGGUGAAAUCGUCCUUCUGCCUCUGGAUGUCCUCAAGAUCAAGCGCCAGACAAACCCUGAAGCCUUCAAGGGUCGUGGUCUUUUCAAGAUCGUUGCUGACGAGGGCUUUGGCCUUUACCGUGGCUGGGGUUGGACUGCUGCUCGAAAUGCUCCAGGCUCCUUUGCGCUUUUCGGAGGCUCUGCCUUUGCCAAGGAAUAUAUGUUCCACCUCGAGGAUUACAACAAGGCUAGCUGGUUCCAGAACUUUGUUGCUUCGAUUGCCGGUGCAUCUGCUUCCCUCGUUGUGUCUGCCCCUCUUGAUGUUAUCAAGACUCGUAUCCAGAACCGCAACUUUGAGAACCCGGAGAGUGGUUUCCGUAUCCUGGCCAACAUGGCUAAGAAUGAGGGGUUCUCGAGUUUCUUCAAGGGACUGGUGCCCAAGUUGCUCAUGACUGGACCUAAGCUUGUGUUCUCUUUCUGGCUGGCUCAGACGCUCAUCCCUGCUUUUGACAACUCCUUCCGCCGGUAG